Messenger RNA from Scatophagus argus, 1085 nucleotides. RefSeq names its product apolipoprotein C-IV (gene apoc4). The record is from RefSeq and is a predicted model, not a curated record. The annotation marks the transcript as partial. NCBI's taxonomy places the organism in Eukaryota, Metazoa, Chordata, Actinopteri, Scatophagidae. The transcript has 6 exons.
UGGGGCUCUGAUGCUGUAACAAACCACAGCGUUAAAAAUGAUCCACAAACAGUAUCCAAACGGUGCUGUCCUGAGCUUAGGGGGGGGGGGCUUAUUUCUCAGUUGACAAAAACAGAAAGCCGCGAGUUAUUCAUUUAUAAGAAGCGUAAAGGGAGCUGUCCAUUCGCUGCGGUGCUGACGUAUGGUGGCGCCAUUUUUAAAGACAAAAACAAAACGGUUGUUGCUCUGUCCUCGUCGACCCGUCCCUGUCCCUGUGCUUCCUCCUCAGAGUCACAGCCUCAGGCAAAGGAGGAGACCGUAGAGGAGAGACUCUCCAUGUUUGGCGGAGAGAUGUCUGUGAUGGGCAAAAACAUGGCUGAGAGGGUCAUGGCCACCUUACAGGAAAUUAACAGUGAACACCAGGAACUGGUUUCAGAGGGUGAGGACCAAGUUUUAGGAAAUCUUUCAGUAGACAAGAUGCAUGUGAAAGAGCUUGUGCUCAGUCUCAUCCUGCUAAUGCAAGCAUGUGGCCCACUUUUGGCCCAGACGGCAGCCCCAGACCCACCUGACUCUCCCGGAAUACUGCAGAGGCUGACAGAGAGAGCCAGGGAAGCCAAAGCUAAAGUCCAGGAUUUGGGGGGAACAGUGCUGGACUUUGUUGGUGCUUACUACGGAGACCACAUCCAACCAGUGACUGACACCUAUGUUGAAUGGGCCUCUGAUAUCAAAAGCUCUGCGUGGGAGAAGAUCCAGACAACUUUUGAUAAUUAUAUGCCAAAGAUGGCAGACUAGUCCAGCUGAUCAGCCACCACAAUAAAACUAAAGAAAAGCUGUCAAUAAAAUUAUAUUCUUAUCACAUGACAUCACAGAUUUCUAACAGUCUCUGCUGAAAAUCAUGUUUUAAGGUUUCACCAAACUUUGCCGCUUGUCAAAAUGUCAAAUACAGAAAGAAUCAAAUUAAGCUACAGUAAAACCCAAAGAGCUCGAAUUGCUUCUGUAGUUCGUGCCGUGUACUAACAGCUUGUACUGCAAGAAAGGCAACGAGAAAAGUUAAUAUCACAAGAGGUUUUGCUACUGAAUGAAUAAAUGUUCUCAUCUUUUCAUGA